Messenger RNA from Lytechinus pictus (painted urchin), 2597 nucleotides. Its product is annotated as retinal rod rhodopsin-sensitive cGMP 3',5'-cyclic phosphodiesterase subunit delta-like. The coding region runs from base 555 to 959 and encodes 134 amino acids. Gene Ontology annotation, cellular component: cytoplasm. The transcript has 4 exons. The record is from RefSeq and is a predicted model, not a curated record. Lineage: Eukaryota; Metazoa; Echinodermata; Echinoidea; Temnopleuroida; Toxopneustidae.
UACCGGGUGACAUUAACGCUGCAGAAAGCUAGCUGCUAACUUCAUACAAUCUGAAUCCCGAAAUACGUAGACUUGUGUACAAAGUAAUGGAUUAAACUUAGAGAUUGUUUUACCUAUAGCAGCUAGCAAAAAGGAAGUAUGCAAUGCAUGAAAUAAGGGAUGGAGUUGAGCAUCGACCGGUCGACUACCAUCAAUAUCAAGUCUACGUUUUAUUCAAUUUGGUACAAGGAUAUGGGCCACUGUGAAUAACCAACUGUGCUUUUUGGAACGAUCUUACAGAAAAACAGUGUUGAUACCAAUUGAAGAAAACACUUGUAUAGAUCUACAUCUACGUCGUUUAAGUUUUCGUUGUUGCCUGAUCGAGACGACGAGAGGACCCCCGUGGAUUGAGCUUCGACCCGACCUGUGGCUGUGCCGUCUGCCGAGCCUGCGCCUGCGUGGUGGCCCGAAUUCACCGGCCCAUUGACAUCCUAUUGCGGAAUUUGGAAGACGUAUUUUUGGAUCUUGAAUGUUAUUUUCAGUUUGAGAUAAAUUGCAACGAACCCUUAGUCAAAAUGCCUAGUAGAGCAGAAGAUAUUUUAAAAGGUUUCAAAGUAAAUUGGAUGAACCUUCGAGAUGCAGAUUCAGGCAAAAUCAUGUGGCAAGGUCAUGAUGAUUUAUCAGCGCCAGAUGGUGAGCACGAAGCCAGAGUGCCUAAGAAGAUCUUGAAAUGCAAAGCUAUCUCACGUGAAGUCAACUUCUCCUCCUUGGAGCCCAUGCAUCAAUUCCGCCUAGAGCAGAGAGUACUAUUCAAAGGACGCUGCUUAGAAGAAUGGUAUUUUGAAUUUGGCUUUGUAAUACCGAACUCAACAAACACAUGGCAGUCGACGAUUGAAGCCGCAGCAGAAGGACAAAUGAUGCCUGCCUCAGUACUCAGGUAUGAGAAAAAAAUAUGUUUUGAUCUUGUGAUUAUGAUUUGAAGAAAAUCACAUUAUUGGGAGGUGCCAUUUAAUAUGGUCAUAUCGUCGGCGGUCAUCCGAAGCGUCGUAUCACACAUGCGACAUUCUAAACCCAUUUUAGAGAAAAUCGACUUCAAAGUUUACUGUAAUUUUCACACUUAGUUCCCCUGCCUUUAUAUUUAUGGCUAGAAAAAUACAUGGUUGGAAAGACCAAGACAAUUGCUUGACAUGGAUAUUUUUAUUUUUACACAAAACCGAGAAUCAGAGAAAAUAUCGCAAAAGAGCUUGUAAUUUCGGUUUGAGCGGUUUUAGAUUUUCCCUGUACAAAAAUGCCAUAGGGGAAACAACAACCCUGACCGUGAUUUCAAUGCGCGCGAUCAGUCAAACGUAUCGCUUUUUCACAUGCAAAGUCAAUACAGUGCCGAUACGAUGGUUUGACUGACUGCACAUUUGCACAGCCUUUUUUUGCUUUGUUACAGUACACGUUUCCUAUGGAAUUUCCGCAUUUUAUCAACAAUUUUUAUGGCAUCGCCUUGAAAAUCCCCUCAUAUCUCACAAACUAAAAUAAAUUGCUGCUUAGAAAUUUAAGUAUGUAUAGAAUAGGACUUUUACUUUCAAUUUCUGUAAAAAAUCUCAAAAUCAAUUUUUUUUUUAGGGGGGAGGGGGCCAAAAUUGACUGAUUCGAUGGUUCGGAUGAACACCGACAAUAUGUAGACUACAUAUGAGGAUUCAAAUUCGAAAAUUGCUAAAUGUGUGUCACAUUUACUAACUUUCACAAUAUUAAUCAGUUACAUAAGUAUAAAGAAUUUUCUAAUUGAAUUCUUCAUCAAAGAGAAAUGUUUUAAGUUGGGAUUUGAAAAGUCCAGGAUCAUUUCGUGAUUGGAGAGUACUGGGCACGGAAUUCCAAAGGAUUAAAAGGAAAGAGAGAUUGAGAGAAAGGGAUGAUUUGAUAAAGUUGGAAGGCAGAUUAAAGAGGAUAUGGAUUUGAAAUAUUUGUAUACAUGUAUUACAUGUACUACAUCAGUAUUGCAGUAGUGCCAUCUCUCAGAAGUAUUUAGAUGAAGAUGAUGAUGAUAAUGGUGAUGGUGGAUUGGUAGUGGUGGUGAUGGCGAUGGUGACAUGUUCUAAAGAGUACCGGUAUAUAGAAAGUGGAGAAAAGCUUGAUAGAAAACAAUUUAAGAAGACAGAAAAAAGAAUGUAAAUAGAUUGUUCAGGAUGUGACUGUUUCUGUUCCUCCAGUUCGGGAGGAAGAGUGAUUCUGACAUACUCUUUUAAUGGGAUGGGGUGUUGCUGUAUAAAUUAGUUGUAUAAAUCUUCAAGUUGGUCCGGAAGGGAAAGGACGAUGCAACAAAAUAGGAAAUAUCUGAAUAAUGGAUGGAGCAAUGGGAGAAAGACCUGGUGUGUAUCAGUUUUCCAAUUGAUUAAGAUUGAGUGGGGGAGUAAAGAAAAACGUUCAGGGAGGACUGUUCAGAUUUUUAAACAAAAAAUUAAAGAAAUGAGCACAGAUGUGUGUUUCAUAAAGCUGUUCGUACAUUAAGAACGACUGGUGAACAUUUCUUACGCGCUCAGUAAUCGCCAAUAAACAUAUCAUUUACCACAAGAAAGUAUCACCAGUUGUUCUUAAAGUCGCUCUUAACUUACGAACAGCUUUAUGAAACG